This is a messenger RNA of Funneliformis geosporum, 1128 nucleotides long. NCBI's taxonomy places the organism in Eukaryota, Fungi, Glomeromycota, Glomeromycetes, Glomerales, Glomeraceae. The record is from the annotation of a GenBank genome assembly.
AUGGACCAAGAAACAGCGCAAGCUUUAUUCAAUCAGGGCGCGUUCUUGCUUUUUUUGAACGCGCCCGAAGGAUUAGAGUUCGGGAUAGAUUAUAACUCAUGGAAAAUAGGACCAAAGUUUAAGGGAUUGAAGCUCAUUCCUCCUGGAUUACAUUUCGUAUUUUAUAGUACUUCAGACAAAUCUGGUACUUCUGGACUUAGAACAGGAUUUUUCAAAUUUUACGAAUCAAAGGAGAUAGUAAUUAAAGAUUGGGAUAAUACAUUAGAAGACGUUAAAAAAAGUGAACAACUUGAUCCGGAGCAAAUCAAACGAUUAAAGACAGACAUGCGUCAAUUCGAUCCAUUUUUAGGACCAUAUCCUUUAUCACCGCCAACCAAUUGGCAAAAAUUGAUUCGCUUAACAAAUUAUAUAACUCCUCGUCUCAUUUCUAUUAUCUUGCCUAAUGACGGGAAAGUGACUAAUAUUUCAUCAUCUACUGUUGAUGAGGAAGAGCUGAUUAAUUUAGGUGAUUCGAGAUAUGGAGAAAGUGAUAUUAUAUUAUUUACAAAAUUUGAUCUCAAAAAAAGUUGGAAACUUGGCGCCACAGGUCAAGAGGUUACAAAAUAUAGCCAAGAUAAAAGUUGGCUUUUGGACGAAUUGUUGACAAAAUCCUAUGAUAAUAAUUACAAAGAACUAUUAGGAGAAUUGCAGUUAGCUUUCGUAUGUCUUUUAAUGGCACAGAAUUAUGCGGGAUUCGUUCAGUUUAAAAAUUUAGUGCAAUUGAUUUGUUCAUGUCAAGAAGCAUUAGAAAAAUAUGCGGAUACAUUAUUUAUUGAUUUCAUAGAUGUAUUAAAUUAUCAACUUGAAGAGUGUCCGCAAGAUUUUUUUCAUGAAAUUUUGGCUGAAAAUAAUUAUCUUAUUCAUUCAUUAAAGAUUUUCCGUCGAAAUAUUUUGGACUCAAUAAAUGCAUCGUCACAACAACAGUCACAAAAGUUCCAUGUUUUAAGACGUCGAUUUGAAAAGUUUAGAGGUUUUCUUAAUAAGAGAUUUCAUUGGGGAAUCGUUGAUGAAGAAUUAGCUAAGGAGGAAGAGGAGGAAGAAGGGGAGUAUGCACCGGUCGUAGUAGAAUUGCCUGAUGAUAAUAAAUAA